AUGGAUGACGCCCAAGAGUCAUCACACCACCCUCCUACGGUCGGAUUGAAAAAGGUGUUCUCGCGCUCAAAUCGGAACCAGACUGCCCCCCAAGGCCAAGAUAUGGAAAGUACUUCCAGUUCUGCUCGGAGCAACGGCCGUUCUUCGGUCGAUUCAACACCGGAAAAGCGCCUAGCAACUAGCGGUGAACUAGCAGUGGAAGACUCACCGAAUCGCUUGUCAAAACUGCUCGGUAAUCGGAAGAAGAAAAAGAGCAAAGCCACAGAAUCUGUCGUGUCUGCUGAUUCCCCGCUUGACCAUGACAAUAGUGUUCCAGUUCCCGCGCUGCCGUCAGAAGAACUUGGUAGCUCCGGGCCGUCUGCAAAUAAGUAUACUUUUGGGUCGAACCAGAGUGCCGUUAGCAUCAAUCUGUUAACAGACGACUCGGAACCGGAUCAAACGCCAGCUCUCGUAUCGCGCAGCUCUCAUACUGGGUAUUUGACUGCGUCUUCACCGCUGAUAAAAACCACAGCCGUGGAUAAUAAUAACGACUCCGCUUCGGCUAGUUCAGGAUCGCCUUCGCGGCGACAUAGCGUGUCCGAGAUAGAAGGGCCAGGGUUCCUUGGGGUAACCUCCACAGUAUCAGGCCCUGCUCCAGAUAAUGCAAAAAGGCCGGGCGUUUCUCCAUCAAGACGGUUGAAAGAUGCAUUCAAACCACAAGCUAAAAAGAGCCCAAGCGUUAGCCCAGAUAGGGAAUCAUCGUUGUCUGCAGAAAGUCAACGUAAAAGAUCGCAUAGCAUUUUCGGAGGCUCAAGUCGACGAAGCAGCCUCUCAGAAAGACGAGCUGGGAAGCGCUCACAAAGCCCACCACCUCCGCUACCAAAGCCCAUUAUUGUUGACUCGACCCCCCCACCUACAACUGAGUCGCCUGACAAUGCAAAUACUACGAGGACGCCUACGGGAGGGGAUCUCCAGAGGGUAGUCACAAAAGUCACUCCACCUACGCCCACCGAAACUGGUAAUGGAUCCUCCCCUAAUAUUACAGAAUCGCCGGAGUCCAUAAAAACCCAAAGUUCAGAAUUCCCUCCCGGUACAGUUGUGAGUCCGUCGGGACAUAUGAUAUCUCACCGUCGUGUCCGAUCAGCAGGUGCCACUUCUCAUCCUCCAAGCAAGUUGUCUCAAACAACAAUUUUGACGCCUACAAUCGAAGAGACUCGAGCUACGGGUUCUCGCACUCCUUCAGGAGUGCAGAAUGGCUUUUUUUCUUCGGUACUCUCUGUAGCUCAGAAUGCUGCUUCGACUAUAAGCAGUAGUUUAAGCGGUCCGAACAAAACCCGUAGUGUCACGUCACCGGCUGAUGGAGAUAAACCCCAAAUACUUCCUGCAGAUGAUGCAAGUGAUGGAACCGAGCAACCGAUGCAGUCAAGCAACGGAGAAUCCAAAGACGACAAGCAGAAAGAACUUGCUAUUGAUACCCUUGGAAGUGGAGAUUUGGAUUUCAGCCACCUCGAUGUCGAUUCCGCAGCAGGUGGCGUGGUAACGACGAAGGAUGGUGUUGUAAUCACUCAACCUGAUUUGUCUACAGACCCCCGCAGAUCAAAUGUCGCAGCUAAGAGGGACCAAAUGUCCGCGCGCAUUGAAGAUAUGCGAGUAGCACGGGCUGUAUCGAUGGCAUAUGAAAAGUCGACCGAUGCUGUAUCUACCCCAGCAACAGUCACUCCAGAAGAGACUGUUGAUGCUAAGGUAAUGACACCCUUGACUAAGGAGAUUAGUGGGGAACAAACCCCUCCAGGAGGGAGUAUAUUUGAUGGGGAAAAUGGGGGUAGUGUGAAACGCACUGGAAGUGUACGCAGCCGUCUAGCUCGCCGUCAUCGUGGCUCUUCAGGAGCAACUGGUUCAACUAUAGGGGCUAUGGGACUCAACGCAAUGUCGCUCGCCAUGCCGAAUGGUAACGCAAAUGCUCCACGCUUGACGGGCUUCGCUGUUGCAAGUAAAAAACGAAAUCGUGAAUACCAUCAGCUUUUCCGAAGCGUCCCAGAAGAUGACUUCUUGAUAGAGGACUACAGCUGUGCGUUACAACGCGAUAUUAUCCUCGCCGGGCGAAUUUACAUCUCCGAGGGCCAUAUAUGCUUCUCAAGCAAUAUCUUAGGCUUUGUCACGACCCUGGUUAUCAGUUUUGAUGAGAUUGUGGCCAUUGAAAAGGAAAAUACCGCCGUGGUAUUUCCCAAUGCGAUUGCAAUUCAGACCCUACACUCACGUCACACCUUCCGCAGCUUGCUUAGCCGCGAAGCAACUUACGAUUUGAUGGUUAACAUAUGGAAGAUGAAUCAUCCUGCUUUAAGAAGCUAUCUUAACGGUAUGCGUAUCGAUGAGGGUCUCGGUGACAAAACUGAGAAGGCAAAUGAGAGCGAUGUUGCUAGCGACAUCGUGGAUGAAGAUGAAAUCUACGACGAAGAUGAGGACAACGAAGGUGAUAGCUUAGAUGGUGGUGAGGAUAGUCUAGCUGGGAAUGGUUCGACCGACUUUGGUAAACAACUGAGUGCGGCUGCCAAUGGCUCAGGCUCAGUGACGGUCUCAACGACUACCCUUCCCAUAGCUGACACGAAACCAGUCGUUAGCAAUGGAUCUUCCGAAGGGGACGGAAGCGGGUUUCCGGGACCACCUACACAUUCCCCAACGGAUUACACCGACCCUUCUGGCCGUUAUGAAAAGGUUAUAAAGGAAGAUAUUAUCCCUGCGCCACUGGGUCAGGUUUACAGCAUGGUCUUCGGGCCUGCGUCUGGAGCUUUCAUGAGCAAGUUUUUGGUAGAGGAUCAGAAGUCCCUCGAGUUACAAUUUGAAGAUGACAAGAAGGGACUGAACAACGCAAACAAAACCCGCCAGUACUCAUAUAUCAAACCUUUAUACUCGUCCAUCGGACCCAAGCAAACAAAAUGCAUUAGCAACGAAACACUCGAUCUACUUGAUCUAGAAAAAGCUGUUCUUGUGACCCUCGCGACCCAAACACCUGACGUCCCCAGCGGAAAUGUUUUCGUGGUCAAAACUAAAUACCUAUUUACCUGGGCAGCAAACAAUCAGACUCGAUUUUUCAUGUCUUGCGCCAUUGAAUGGACAGGAAAGAGUUGGUUGAAGGGACCCAUUGAAAAAGGUGCUAUUGAUGGUCAAACUACUUUCGGAAAUGAUCUUAUUAAAGCUUUGAAAGCAGCAGUGCAGAGUCGUGCCGGUGGUGCCUCCAAAGGAGUCAAAGUGUCAAAAGGUCGUCGCAAGAAAGGGUCAGUCGGCGCGGGUGAAACCGUCACUGCCGCAGCUGCCGCAGCCAGUGCUGCUCUCGAUGCCAACAAAAGAGAACAUCAUAGCUGGGGCAUUUUCGAACCUCUCCACGGUCCAUUGCAACCAAUUGUUAGCCUUUUCAAACCCUUUUGGAGUGCACAUGUUGCCAUUGGAAUCAUUGCGUUUUUGUUGUUCACGAUAUACUCCAAAGGCCUUACUACACCAUCAACGCUAUCUCCUGAUAUAAACCAUCUGCGAUUAACGGAGCCACAACGACUGGCUGCUUAUGAAGAGAUGUGGCGUGCUGAAGAGAACGAACUCUGGAAAUGGCUGGAGGACCGCGUAGGGAUGGACGGAAUCAGCUUUCCAGUUAAUGGCCAGAGCCACGAGUCAAGAAUACGACCACGCAAACAUAGUCAAAAAUCCUACACUCAAUAUUUGGCUUCUAAGAUCGAUGACGAGCAAAUAUCGCAGCGGGAGAUGAAUUACGCUAUUCGAGUCGUUCGAGACCGGUUAGAAAAGCUCGAAAAGGUUGUUGGUGAGCCGAAGAGCGACCUUCAUACUACAGGAACCCCAGGCGGCAAGACGAAAGGGGGCCUUUCCUAA
Messenger RNA from Talaromyces proteolyticus, 3855 nucleotides. RefSeq lists its product as uncharacterized. Bases 1 to 3855 code for a protein of 1284 amino acids. NCBI's taxonomy places the organism in Eukaryota, Fungi, Ascomycota, Eurotiomycetes, Eurotiales, Trichocomaceae. Gene Ontology annotation, biological process: intracellular sterol transport. Gene Ontology annotation, cellular component: mitochondrion; endoplasmic reticulum membrane; plasma membrane. The transcript is spliced from 3 exons. The record is from RefSeq and is a predicted model, not a curated record. Gene Ontology annotation, molecular function: sterol transfer activity; sterol binding.